CCAACUCUAGGGGAAGCCCAGCCCCCGACCAGUAGCCAUGGGGGACGAUAGCGAGUGGAUGAAGCUUCCCAUUGACCAGAAAUGUGAACAUAAGGUGUGGAAAGCCAGACUGAACGGUUAUGAAGAAGCUCUGAAGUUGUUCCAGAAAAUAGAGGAUGAGAAGAGUCCGGAGUGGGGGAAGUACCUGGGACUAAUCAAGAAGUUUGUCACAGACUCGAAUGCAGUGGCUCAGCUCAAAGGCCUUGAAGCUGCCUUGGCCUUUAUUGAGAAUGCUCAUGUGGCUGGCAAGACGACGGGCGAGGUGGUGUCGGGCGUCGUCACCAAAGUGUUCAACCAGCCGAAGGCGCGAGCCAAAGAGCUGGGCAUGGACAUCUGCCUGAUGUACAUCGAGAUAGAGAAGGGCGAGGUGGUUCAGGAUGAGCUGCUCAAAGGACUGGACAACAAGAACCCCAAGAUAGUGGUAGCGUGCAUCGAGACGCUCAGGAAGGCUCUGAGUGAGUUUGGAUCAAAAAUAGUGACCCUAAAGCCAGUAGUGAAAGUCUUACCCAAACAGUUUGAGUCCAGAGAGAAGGCUGUGAGGGAUGAGUCAAAGUUGCUUGCUGUGGAAAUCUACAAGUGGAUCAGAGACGCUCUGAGGCCGCCGCUGCAGAACAUCAACUCUGUACAGCUCAAAGAGCUGGAGGAGGAGUGGGUGAAGCUGCCCCCCUCCCCUCCCAAGCAGACCCGGUUCCUGCGCUCUCAGCAGGACCUGAAAGCAAAGUUUGAACAGCAACAAGCUCAAGGAGGAGAGCAGUCUGACGGAGAUGAAGAAGAAGAAACUGCAGUAGCUGUGGAUCCGUACGAUCUGCUGGAACCUGUGGAGAUUCUGUCAAAGAUGCCCAAAGAUUUCUAUGAGAAAAUUGAAGCUAAAAAGUGGCAGGAGAGGAAAGAAGCUCUUGAAGCUGUCGAAGCUCUGACCAAGAACCCCAAACUGGAAAACGGCGACUAUGGAGACCUGGUCCGCGCGCUGAAGAAGGUUGUGGGAAAAGACGCCAACGUGAUGCUGGUUUCCAUGGCAGCCAAAUGUCUGGCUGAACUGGCCUCUGGUCUCAGGAAGAAGUUUGGGACGUAUGCAGGACAAGUUGUUCCAACUAUCCUGGAGAAGUUUAAGGAGAAGAAGCUGCAGGUUGUCCAGUCCCUGCAGGAGGCUAUUGAUGCCAUCUUCCUCACUACGACUCUGCAGAACCUUUCGGAGGACAUCCUGGGUGUGAUGGACAAUAAGAACCCGUCCAUUAAGCAGCAGGCGUCUCUGUUUCUGGCCCGAUCUUUCCGACACUGCACGCAGGCCACGCUGCCGAAAAGCGUUCUCAAGCCGUUCUGCGCCGCCCUCGUCAAGCAAGUGAAUGACUCGGCACUUGAGGUUCGUGACGCGGCCUUCGAAGCUCUGGGAACGGCCAUGAAGGUGGUGGGGGAAAAGGCUGUGAACCCUUUCCUUGCCGACUUGGACAAACUCAAACUUGAUAAGAUCAAGGAGUGUGCUGACAAAGUGGAGCUUCCUGGAGGUAAAAAAGGAGCAGCUGGAGGAGGAUUAUCAGCGGGUGACAAGAAACCUGCAGCUAAAGCUCCUCCUGCAGCCGAAGCCCCUCCCAAAUCCUCGGCGCCGCCAAAGAAGAGCCAGACCGCAUCAGUCAGCAAGCCGUCAGCUGGUCCAGCUAAAAAAGGGAAACCAGCAUCAGCAGCUGGAGGGAAAACCAAGAAGACCUCAGACAGCAAAGAAAUCACAGAAGCUGAAAUAUCUCCUGAAGCAUGCGAGGAGCUGGCAGCAGCAGUACUUCCUGCUUCCUGUUUGCAGCAGCUGGACUCGGGCAACUGGAAGGAGAGGCUGGCCAGUAUGGAAGAGUUCCAGAGGGCUGUGGAGACCAUGGACAAGGCGGCGAUGCCGUGCCAGGCGUUGGUUCGAAUGCUGGCCAAGAAACCGGGUUGGAAGGAGACGAACUUUCAGGUGAUGCAGAUGAAGCUGCACAUCGUGGGUCUCGUGGCUCAGAGAGGACAGUUCUCAAAGACGUCGGCCUCCGUGGUUUUAGACGGUCUGGUGGAUAAAAUCGGAGACGUGAAGUGCGGCGGGAACGCCAAGUCGGCUCUGACGGCGAUCGGAGAGACGUGCUCAUUGCCGUGGACAGCAGAGCAGGUCGUCUCCUUGGUGUUUGCACAGAAGAACCCCAAAAACCAGGCGGAGACGCUCAACUGGCUGGCGAACGCCAUGAAGGAGUUUGGAUUUGCUGGCAUCAAUGUGAAAGGCUUCAUCAACAACGUGAAGACGGCUCUGGGCGCGACGAACCCCGCCGUGCGGACGGCAGCCAUCACCCUACUGGGAGUCAUGUACCUGUACAUGGGCCAGCCGCUGCGCAUGUUCUUCGAAGACGAGAAGCCGGCUCUCCUCGCACAGAUAGAUGCAGAGUUCGAGAAGAUGCAGGGUCAGUCGCCUCCGGCUCCGAUCAGAGCCACGAAGAAGGCGACGGCGGAGGAAGAUGGAGACGAGGGGGCGGAGCAGGAUGAAGAUGGAGGAGCGGGGCAGGACAUCAUGGACCUGCUGCCCCGAACUGAUAUCGGUGACAAGAUCACAUCCGACCUGGUGUCUAAAAUUGAAGACAAGAACUGGAAGAUCAGGAAGGAGGGUCUGGAUGAGGCUGCGGCCAUCAUCUCUGAGGCCAAAUUCAUCACGGCCAACAUCGGGGAGCUUCCUCUGGCGCUGAAAGGGCGACUCACCGACUCCAACAAGAUCCUGGUCCAACAGACUCUGAGUAUUCUGCAGCAGCUGGCUACAGCCAUGGGACCCGGACUCAAGCAGCAUGUGAAAGUUCUGGGGUUCCCUGUUAUCACUGUUCUGGGAGACAGCAAGGUGAACCUGAGGACGGCUGCCAUGGCAACCCUGCAGGCCUGGGUGGAGCAGACUGGGAUGAAGGACUGGCUGGAGGGAGAGGAUCUGUCCGAGGAGCUGAAGAGGGAAAAUCCCUUCCUGCGUCAGGAGGUUCUUGGCUGGCUGGCAGAGAAGCUGCCGACUCUCAGGUCGGUCCCCGGGGACCUGAUGCUGUGCGUCCCGCAGCUGUUCACCUGCCUGGAGGACCGGAACGCCGACGUGAGGAAGAAAGCUCAGGACGCCCUGCCCGCCUUCAUGAUGCACCUGGGCUACGACAAGAUGAACAAAGCCACAGGAAAACUCAAACCUGCCUCUAAGGAUCAGGUGGUAGCCAUGUUGGAAAAGGCCAGAGCAGUGAUGCCGGCUAAAACUGCGGCGCCGACCAAAACGGGAGGAAAAGGUUCUGCAGAGCAGAGCAGAGCUCCUUCAGCUUCCAGGGCCAGCGAGGAUUUCACUGAUAAACCUGAAGCCAAGAAAGUCAGAGGAGGAGCUGCCAAGAAGCCUCCCUCUCCCACGGAGGAAGCUCCUCCUCCCUCCAAGGAGAAGGAGUGUAAUGGUAGCAAAAAGCCGCCCGUCAAAGGGAAGGCUGCUGCUGGCGGCCAACAGGGUGCAGCUGGUAAGAAACCCGCCACUAAAGGCCUGAAGGAUGAUGAGGAUAAGUCUGGGCCGAUCUUUGUCUUGGUCCCCAACGCCAAGGAGCAGAGGAUGAAAGAGGAGAAGCAGCUGAAGAUUCUGAAGUGGAACUUCAUCACCCCUCGGGACGAAUACGUGGAGCAGCUGAAAACUCAGAUGGCCGCCUGUUUCGCCAAGUGGCUGCUGGAUGAGAUGUUUCACUUCGACUUUCAGCGACAAGUGAAGGCCAUCGGGGUCAUGAUCGAGAGGCUGAACACCGAGAGCGAAGCGACCAUCAGCUGCCUGGACCUGAUCCUCAAGUGGAUCACGCUCCGCUUCUUUGAAACCAACACCACCAUCCUGAUGAAAGUGCUGGAGUAUCUGAAGCUGCUGUUCACUAUGCUGAACAGGGAGAACUACCACCUGACGGAGUAUGAAGCCAACUCCUUCGUCCCCUACCUCAUACUGAAGGUCGGAGAGUCGAAGGAUGUGGUUCGUAAAGAUGUCCGGGUCAUCCUCAGCAUGCUGUGCAAAGUUUAUCCUGCUUCCAAGCUCUUCCCUUUCCUCAUGGACGGAACCAAGUCCAAGAACUCCAAGCAGAGAGCUGAGUGUUUGGAGGAGUUGGGCUGUCUGAUUGAGGGCUACGGGAUGAACGUGUGCCAGCCGACUCCGGCCAAAUCCCUGAAGGAAAUCGCCGUCCACAUCGGAGACAGAGACACGUCCGUCCGAAACGCUGCCCUGAACACGGUGGUGGCCGUCUACAACGUCUGCGGGGAACAGGUCUACAAACUCAUCGGAAAUCUGUCAGAGAAAGACAUGAGCAUGCUGGAGGAGCGGAUCAAGCGAUCGGCGAAGAAGACGCCUGCGGCUCCGGUGAAGCAGAGCACCGCCGAGAAGACGCAGCGGGAACAGCCGACGAACCCCAACGCUACCUUCCUCCGCAAGCCAGCACAGGAAGACCCCGGAAAGCUCAAAAUAAUGUAUCGCACGUAUAGGAUUCAGUCCCGGCAGAACGCGCACAGCGACCAUCCCUCCAUCCCCAAAGAGUUCCAGCUGGACCUAGACAUGAUAGAGCAGGACCAGCGGAGCGUGUGUGAGCUGCCGGACCUGGUCCAGCACCAGCUGGAUGAGCUGCUGGAGCCUGUCAUGAUCCCGGAACCGAAGAUCCGCUCCAUCUCUCCACACUUUGACGACCUUCACAGCAGCACCGCCUCCACCAUCAACUUCGUCAUCUCUCAGGUGGCGAGCGGCGACAUCGGCACCAGCAUCCAGGCGCUGGCUCAGAUUGACGAGGUUCUGCGUCAGGAGGACAAGGCCGAUGUCAUGUCGGGUCACAUCGACCAGCUACUCAUCGCCACCAUCAUGCAGCUGCGCCUCAUCAACAGCACGCACCUCGCAGACGACCGCGUGGACAAGAAGGACCUCAUCAAACUGUACAGCUGCAUCAUGGGAAACAUGAUGUCUCUGUUCUCCAUGGAGACGCUGGCCCGCGAGGCGUCGAUUGGCGUGCUGAAGGACCUGAUGCACAGCCUGAUCACGCUGAUGCUAGACAGCCGAGUGGAGGACGUGGAGGACGGGACGCAGGUCAUCCGCUCAGUCAACCUGCUGGUGAUCCGAGUUCUGGAGCACUCGGACCAGACCAACAUAUUCAGCGCUCUACUGGUUCUGCUUCAGGACACGCUGGUCUCCAACGCCGGGUCUCUUAAAGUCUCUGAACUGGUGAUGAAGUGUCUGUGGAGGAUGAUCCGCUUCCUGCCAGAGAAUAUCAACAGCCUGAACCUGGACCGGAUCCUGCUGGACGUCCACAACUUCAUGAAGGUUUUCCCGAAAGAGAAGCUGAAGCAGCUGAAGACGGACGUUCCUCACCGGACCCUGAAGACCCUCUGCCACACGCUCUGCAAGCUCACCGGGGUCAAGAUUCUGGACCACCUGUCCAUGAUAGAAAAUCGGAACGAGUCGGAGUUGGAGGCCUACCUGAGGCGAGUUGUCAAGCACUCGGGGAACCUGUCGGGAACGAAGAGCGACCGCGGCAACGAGAAGAGCGCCCUCGGGACGGACGAUCGCAUGUCCAAGGCGAAGGUCAGCGACAUCCUGUCCGAGAUCUUCAAGAAGAUCGGCUCCAAGGAGAACACUAAAGAGGGCCUGACCGAGCUCUACGAGUACAAGCAGAAGUACUCUGACGCCGACCUGGAGCCGUUCCUCAGAAACACGUCACAGUUCUUCCAGAGCUACGUGGAGCGAGGCCUGCGGGUCAUCGAGUCGGAGCGGGAGGGAAAACCUCGGAUCCAGAGCUCCUCAGUGAUUCCUCAGCACAACGUGGAGUCCAGCCUCAGCAGCAGCAACGAAGAGCUGAAACCCGCUGUUUACUACGAAAGGCUGAAGAUCCUCCGGCAGAGACAAGGCCUGGAAAACACGACCAGGGCUCUCAGCAGCGAGGACGAGCCUCCGCAGCGGCCGGCCAUCUCCUCCCUGCUGUCCUCCAAGCCGUCCGUGGCCUCGUCCACCGACAUGCUCCACAGCAAGCUGUCGCAGCUGAAGGAGUCCCGGGAGCUGUACCAGCAGGAGCACAACACGCGCUCCGGAUCGCCGGCCCGCGCCGCCUCGCCCGCCACCGCCAACCUGGACGACCUGAAGAAGCGUCUGGAGCGGAUCAAGAGCAAACGGCAGUGAGGCGGUUCGUCCGCUACUCAUACCCCUUCUCCCCGCUCCCAAUGCACGGACAGGAGGAAGGCCGCGGCCUCCUCAUCCUCACACGCAGCCUGACUCCGCCCACUGUGCCUGUGUGAUGAAAACAUUAAAGCAACACAUCCAGAAACCCUGCAGCUGCUUCCGGCUGUCUGUGUUAUGACGCUGACCUUUCUCUAAAACAUCAUCCGGCUGUAAAUAUCUAAUCUACUCCUCACAGCGCCCUCUGCAGGUGGGUUUAGGUCGCAUCAGGCUGUAGAUAAUUCUAGUUCUCAUAAGCUCAUCUGUUCAGCAGCUGGAGCUGGUUCUGGUUCUGAUUCCGGUUCCGACCUGCUCGGUUCUCCUCCGUCGUUGUGGCUUGAAGAGCAUGGCAUGUCUGUGGCUGUUUUUAUGUUGGUGUAAAUAGUUUGUUUUAAUAAAACUGCAGUUUUCCCUGCAUCACCUGUCAGGUGAGCCUGUCUCUCACCUGUUCAGCGACGGGAUCAGUAACCCGGUUUUUGUAUUUAACUCAAACGUCCAAACUGCAGUCAUCUUUGUUGCCGUCAUUGUAUAAUCCAUUGUUGAAAACAUCAAUAAAAAUCUUUUUUUAACAACA
Messenger RNA from Xiphophorus couchianus (Monterrey platyfish), 6788 nucleotides. It is a transcript of the gene ckap5, whose product is annotated as cytoskeleton associated protein 5. Bases 38 to 6178 code for a protein of 2046 amino acids. Gene Ontology annotation, biological process: establishment or maintenance of microtubule cytoskeleton polarity; microtubule polymerization; spindle organization. The transcript is spliced from 44 exons. The record is from RefSeq and is a predicted model, not a curated record. Gene Ontology annotation, molecular function: microtubule plus end polymerase activity; microtubule plus-end binding. NCBI's taxonomy places the organism in Eukaryota, Metazoa, Chordata, Actinopteri, Cyprinodontiformes, Poeciliidae.